AUGAAGGGCUCCCGGGCCGUCAGCGGCCCGCCUGGCCCGCACACAGGCAGCCUGGAAGCCUUGGAUCUGAGCCUGACGGGGCUCCCCCCGCCCGUGUCGUGGCGCCCCAGCAGCGCCUCUGCCGCCAAGCCCAUCACUCGCUCCAUCUCUGUGGUCGCGGGCAGCGAGCCGAGGAGGAAGGCGCUGGAGGCUGCAGCCGGGGGCCCCAGGGCCAUCAACAACCUCCGCAGAUCCAGCAGCGCCACCCAGGUCCACCGGCCGCAGGCCAGGCAGGCGUGGGCUGGCCCCCUCAGUCCGGCGGAGCCUCCCGACUUCCUGGCGCUCGUUGAGGGCAGCCCCGGCAGGAGAAGGCCGGCCGGCCUGAGCAAAGCUUCCAGCGAGACGGGGGCCUCGUGGAACGUCUUGGAUGAGCAGCCCAGGGCCUUGACCUUGCCGCCCGACGCCCGGAGUCCCAGCGCCCUGGACGUGCCGGCGGGCCCACGGCGGAGAGAGCGCACCAUUCCCUUGGCACCCAGCUUCACUGCCAACAACAGGAGCAGCAAGGCGGCUGUGGGCAACUGCGUCACCGCCAUGGUGCACAACCGGUACGCGCCCCCGGACGCGGCGCCCCCCAAGAGUUCCAACCGCACAGCCCCGUCUCUCAACAACCUCGUCAAGGCGGCCGCCGGCGAGGGCGAGGGCGAGGGCGGCAGCUCGGGGAAGCCGCAGAAGAACUUUGCCAGCAGCCGACCCGUGGCCCGGAACGACACAGGGGCCCCCGAGGGCCUGCCCAGGCGGAGGGAGGUGACCGAGGAGGAGGCCGAGAGGUUUAUCCACCAGGUGAGCCAGGCCGCCACCACCAUCCAGCGCUGGUACCGGCGCCAGGCGCAGCGGCGCAGAGCCCCGGCCGCCAGCCUGGAGCACCUGCUGGUGUCCAGGCGAGAGGGCAGAGAAAUGGCAGCUUGGGGGACCCGUGGGGGCGCAUGGAAGCCCACCUCCAGAUCAGCAACCCCGCCUCCCCGGCGGCCAGCGGAGGGGGACCUGCUGGGCCCACACCGACAGGAGGCGGCGGCCAGGAGGAAGGCCCGGGAGGGGAAGGCGCGCCAGGCCCGCCAGGCAGCUAUUCAGGAGCUACAGCAGAAGCGAGCCCAGAAGGCAGGCGCCGCCGGGCCUGGGCUGCUGAAGGGGCCCUGGGAGGCGGGGACACCUCGGACAGGCCAGGACCCACCACUGCAGCUGGAAGACGGUGCUCAGCAGCCGCCUCGGACCCCUAAGGCCAACAAAGCUGGGACCAGCCUCUGCACCGCAGGCCUGGAGGACCCCGGCCAGCCCGUCCCCGACUCCUCCCCAGAGCCCCGGCAGCUCCCAGAGGACAAGGCGCAGGACACCGGCUCCCGGGACGUGGUUGGUGAGGCCCUGGAGACCGGGGGCCCAGCCAGGAGCACGGCUGAGUUCAGGUCGACCCUGGAGGAGCUGCUGGACACCCUGAAGCUGCUGGAGGAGGAGCCGGAGCCACUGCCCCGCCCUAGGGCCUAUCGCAAGGACAGAUACGCCUGGACUGGCGAGGAGGAGGACGCCAGCGCCUUGACAGCUGGCGACCCGGAGAAGCUCGGGGAGCUGGGCACACCCGCCAGGCCCCCCGAGGCCGGGACGCUGCUCUCGGAGGCCAAGCUGCAGAGCCUCGUGAGCUUCCUGGACGAGAUGGAGAGGUCAGGGCAGCACCGGCCGGCUGCCGCCCCACAGGGGCUCCUGCCGGAGGAGGGCCCGGGGCGCCCGGAGUCUGCGUCCGAGGUGAGCGCGCCCGAGCUGCGGCCGGAGCCGGAGGUGGAAGAGACGAGGCGGGCGCUGGUGCUGCUGCAGAGGGCGCUGGCACAGCAGCGGGACCUCACCGUCCGGAGGGUCAAGGAGACAGAGAAGGAGCUGGGGCGGCAGCUGCGGCAGCAGAGGGAGCACUAUGAGGCCACCAUCCAGCGGCACCUGUCCUUCAUCGACCAGCUGAUUGAAGACAAGAAGGCCCUAGGGGAGAAGUGCGAGGCCAUGGUGGCCGAGCUGAAGCAGGGGGACCAGCGGCGCAGGGACAGGGAGGCCCAGCUGCAGGAGCAGCACGUGCUGGAGAUGAAGAAGCUCCGAGAGCUGAUGAGUGCCACCGAGAGGGUGCGCAGGGAGAAGUGGAUGAGCGAGAAGACGCGGAGGAUCAAGGAGAUCACCGUCAGAGGCCUGGAGCCCGAGAUCCAGAAGCUGAUCGCCAAGCACAAGCAGGAGGUGAAGAGGCUGCGUAGCGUGCACGCGGCCGAGCUGCUGCAGGCGGAUGAGCGGGCAGCCCAGCGCUACGGGCGCCAGGCCGAGACCCUGCGGGAGCAGCUGGAGCAGGAGAAGGAGGCGCUGGCCCGGCAGGAGCGCGAGCGCGCCCAGCGGCGCUUUGAGCAGCAGCUGGAGCAGGAGCAGCGGGACCUGCAGCAGCUGCGCCGGCGGCUCUAUAGCGAGGUGGCGGAGGAGAAAGAGCGGCUGGGCCAGCAGGCCGCCAGGCAGCGAGCAGAGCUGGAGGAGCUGCGGAGGCAGCUGGAAGAGGACAGCGCGGCCCAGGGCCGCGCCCUGAGAGCCGAGUGCGAGAAGGGCCGGGAGGCGCUGGAGCGCAGGCACCAGGUGGAGCUGCAGGCCCUGAGGGACCAGCUGGAGGCGGAGAGGCGGGCGUGGGAGGCCGACUGCGCCAAGAAGGAGGAGGCGUGGCUGCUGAACCGGGAACGGGAGCUGAAGGAGGAGAUCCGGAGGGACCGGGACAAGGACAUCGAGCGGGUCAUCCGCCAGCUGGAGGCAGACACGACGCUGGCCAGGGAGGAGAGCGAGAGGGCCGCCGAGAGCCGCGUCCAGCGCGUCCGCGACACGUACGAGGCCGAGCUCUCAGCGCUGGGGCAGUCGGAGCGCAAGCUGCAGGUCCAGUGCGCGGAGCUGAGGGGGCGGCUGGCGGAGGCCGAGGGCGAGGCCGCGCACCUGCAGGGCCUGGUGCGGCAGAAGGACAGGGCCCUGGCCGCGGCGAAGGCGGAGAGCGAGCAGCUGGCCAGUGCGGGGAGCGGCCUGGCCCAGGGCCUCCGCCAGGAGCUUGCAGACCGGCUGGCGGCCGCGGAGGAAGAGAACCGGCGGGUCCGGGCUGAGCUGGAACAGCUGAGGCGGGAGAAGCAGGCGGAGCUGGAGGACGUGCACGGGAGGGUGAAGGCGGCCCUGGCGAAGAAGGAGGAGGCCGUGAGCAGCCUGCGGAAGCAGCACGAGGCCGCGGUGAAGCGGGCUGACCACCUGGAGGAGCUCCUGGAGCAGCGCAGGCGGCCGCUGCGGAGCGCCAAGUGACCCCGCCGCCCAGCGACCCCAGCACCCGAGGCGCCAGGUGGCGGC
Pteronotus mesoamericanus is the source of this 3363-nucleotide messenger RNA. RefSeq names its product centrosomal protein 131 (gene CEP131). Gene Ontology annotation, biological process: cilium assembly; regulation of centrosome duplication; intraciliary transport involved in cilium assembly. NCBI's taxonomy places the organism in Eukaryota, Metazoa, Chordata, Mammalia, Chiroptera, Mormoopidae. Gene Ontology annotation, cellular component: centriolar satellite. The transcript is spliced from 25 exons. The record is from RefSeq and is a predicted model, not a curated record. Bases 1 to 3318 code for a protein of 1105 amino acids.